Molecule: messenger RNA, 919 nt
Organism: Cladocopium goreaui
Lineage: Eukaryota; Dinophyceae; Suessiales; Symbiodiniaceae
Source: the annotation of a GenBank genome assembly
UAAAGCUUAACUCUUUCAGCCCCUGCUGAGCUCUGCUGAGCUGGUGGGAUCCAUGUGCCAUGGGACAGGCGCCGGUUCAAUGCUGCCAGCAAGAGCAGAUGGAAAGAAGGUGCGACGGUGAAUUUCGCACUGGAGUCACACAAUUUCGGUGUGAUGUUGACAAGGACGAGUGCUUGCAAGACCGACUCUAUGUUGCCGGCUGGACGGAGAGUGCCAGCCAUUCGGCGCAGCUCAUGGUGGAUGAUGGUACUGAUGAACAGCGUUUGGCCUAUGAGGUUGCUGGGCAACCCCUUUACAUACAGACGCUCAGCUACUCUCCAGUCAGCUAUGAGCUGUGCGAGACUGUGGACACCUCACGGUCACAAGAGCGUUACUCAAAUGCGUUGGUGCAUACCGCUCGAAUGAAUACUCGUCGGCAAUUGCUUGAUCGCCAGGCCUGGCUGAGCUCUGCAGUUCAGGGUAGACAUGCGAUGCUGCUGAACAGCUCGGAUGAGGCAGCCUUUCCUUCUCGUGUUCCAGCAAAGUACUUUCUGGAUAACAAUCACUCUGCUCUGUCUUUCCUACCUGGUGGAUCUGAAAUAGUGCCAGUGGUCAUCAUGAUGGAAGCCAUUCAGGCUAUAUGUUCUUUGACAGACAGCAUGGCGCGGAUAGCUCAGUGGGAACUUCAGCUAACUGAGCCGGAGCAGAAAUGCGGUGUCCUGCUGAAGUAUCGUGAUGAUGAUGCAGCACAAAGUUCCAAAGAAAUAUGUUUCCUGGAAGAAUCCGAAGCUGCAAAGGAUUUGUUUGUCAACGUUUUGACGGUCCUGUGGCUAGAGAAGCCGCAGUCCCACUCCGUUUGGUUCUGAUGGCGCGUUUCACUGCGGCCAACAAAGUAUGUCCGCACAAUUUCUCGCAUUCAAACGCAAUAUGCGGGAAGAAA